UUUGUUAACCUAUCUUAUCAGUAGACAAUGUAGACAUUUUGCUUGGGCAAUUCAAUUACUUUUUAGAAUUAAAAAUCAACUAUAAUUGUUGGAUUUUCAAUUGAAAACAAAGUUCUAAAUAUUUUAUGGUUUCAAACCGACGUAUUUUUAAUAUUUUUGUAACAUCUCAAAAUUCGCGGUAAAGUUAAUAGUAGACACAGUGAACUUUGGGCGCGGAGUAAGGCCUCAGCGGAAUCGAACCUCUGCUGUAUGUGUAUUGUGUUAAUAUGUUAAUCGUGUAGUCAAGUCAGUUGAUCAAAGCAAUUUAGUGAUGUAGCCAUCAAGAUGAUAGUCCUGAAAAUCUUUGGCGAUCCCAUAUCACUUAUUAAGUAAACCCUAUCCAGUUUUCACCUCAAAGAUUAAGUUUUAAAAUUAUGUUUGACCGACUCCCACAACAAGAAAUUGGCUCCCCUCAAGCCAGGAUGCCUACUAUAGUUGAACAUUCAACUCUGAACUCUGACUAUUCCCCUACUAUAAGUAGAUACGGUCGGUCUCAUAAGCCAAAAAUACAGGAUGAUUAUGUUUCAACUGACAAAAAAGUCAGCGCUUAUCUAAAAGUCAGUCCCGGGAAUCAGAUUAAAUACUAUUCGAUAAAAGAGCCAAAAAAGAAACCUUCUCCAAAAAAGGUUUCACCUGAAGGCAGUGUGAAAAGGGGAAGACCGCCAAAGCUGAAGACCCCGACAAAAGAUGAAACACCAGAUGGUAUUGAAAAUGCAGAAAGAACGAUCAAAACAGAACCUCAAGAUCCAAACAUUCCAGUAGAUGGAUGUGAAUGGAUGGUUGGAGACUUAGCUUGGGGAAGAGUUGGGGGUCAUCCAUUCUGGCCCUGUGUCAUCGCUAUGGAUCCAGUCCAUAAGAUUUUUACUAAAAUUGUUUUGAGAGGGCGCAACAGCACUGUUGGACAGCGCUGGUUGCACGUCCAGUUCUUUGGAGACAACGGACGUCGCAGCUGGCUCAACUCUUCCGCAGUCAUGGCCUUCAACGGUAGAGAUGCAUUUGUACAGCUUGGUGAAACUGUACUGGCUGGGAUGAGGAAGAAAGAUCCAAAACAAACAUCAGCUUUUGUCAUCAAGCCAGCUGUUAUACAAGUAUGGGAAAAAGCUGUUCAGGAGGCUGAGGAUUUGGCAAGUGCAACAAGGGAAGAGCGUAUAGAAUUUUUCACAAUCCAUUUUCCACUGAUGCUUCCUAAAUCAUUCACAAGAGAAGAGCUGAUAGAAAAAGUUUUGGAUAGUUCUUCCAUGACACCUACCAAGAAAAGGGGAAGAAAAAGGAAAGCUGAGACUAUUCCACCAGAAGACCAAGCUAAGAACAAACAGAUCAAGUUGGAGAAAGAAGAUGAUGAAGAAGCAAAUGUAGAGACAAUACCAGCAGAGACACCAAUAAAGGAGGAGGUAAAAGCGAAACAAGAGCCGAAAGAUGACUGUAACGCAUUGUUGUCAUCAACUCCACGUACGAUUGCAGACCGUAAAAAGCGGCAAGCUCUGCUGAUGCAGAUGGCUCGGAGUAACCAGAUGGCAGCGGCCGAUGUAGCAGCCAAUGAGGUUACUAUUGAGCAGACCACACCUGUGACCGAGGAUAAGUCCACGUCCAAGAGGCCUUUGUACGCUGAAUCAACACCAAUAGAGAAGAAAAAGCCAAAAAGGAAGUAUGUUAAAAAGGUAGUAGAUGCUGACUUCCAAAAUUUUUGUUCAAGAAAUUUUGAAAAACUUUCUGACGAGCAUCCCGAUUUAAGUGAAAAAGAGAUCCAGAAGCAUUUACAAAACAUGUGGAAUCAUAUGGAUGAUGCUGCAAAGUCAAGAUAUCGAGCAAGGAAGGGUUGUGCCAUUCAGGAGCAAGACGACAGUGAGUCGUUAGAAGAAACAACAGAAGAAGUGGAAGAGGAGAAUGAGUCUUCCAAAGGCAGCAAUGAAGUAGAGGUUCAGUCUGCAGCCAGCAACAGCCCAGCCCCCGUCCAUAAACCCUCAGUCGUCAAAAGGAACAGUAAAAAUUUAUUUUCAGGAGUCAAAUCUGAAAAGGUUUGCCAGAUCUGUGAAAGAGUGGGAGACACAAUUAGAUGCAGAGGCCCUUGUCAGGGUUACUACCACCCUAGCUGUGUGAUCAAUCCUCUACCUCCCCCCUCCCCCACACAAACCCCCACGCGAACCUUUGUCAAGAAGGGGAAGAGAGGUAAGCCCAAGUCAAGCUCAGUGGCUUCACUUGUCACAGAAAACAUUGUUCCUUUGCCAGAAGAAAAGGACAAUGAAGUCUCUAAUGAUGUCGCUGAGAGUCAACCAGAACAAGGAAAUAAAACUGAGGUGGACCCCAGUGUUGAUGUUGAGGUUGUGGAGGCGACACCCAAAGUGAGAAAGAUCAGUAAGGAUAGUAGUGGAGAAGAUGAUGAAGGUUUUCGCUGCAAAGACUGUAGACAAGGUCGUUCACAGCCUUGCUUCGCCUGUCACGAGUAUGUCCAGAAGAAAACUGGAGAGUCCAAACUCUACCGGUGCAUUACAUCCAACUGUGGGAAGGUGUACCAUGAGGAAUGUCUGAAAGCUUGGCCGCAGACCUCAUGGAGGGGUACCAACCGAGGAGUGUUGACUUGUCCUCAACACUGUUGCCACACCUGUGUGUCUGACAACCCUGGUGUCAUCAAGGCAAGGUACAGCAAUGACAAACUAGUGCGCUGCAUCAAGUGUCCUACAUCCUACCACUACGGGAACUAUUGCCUCUCAGCUGGGUCGGAGAUCUUGACAAGUUCACAGAUAAUUUGUCCUCAACAUUACAAACCUCGCAAGAAAAGUAUUACCCACCAUCUGAAUGCUGCAUGGUGCUUCAUCUGUGCUUCAGGAGGAUCUUUGAUCUGCUGUGACUUGUGUCCCACGGCAUUCCAUGCUGAUUGUCUCAAGAUCUCCACUCCGCCAGACACCUACGUGUGUGAGGACUGCCAGACUGGCCGCUUCCCUCUCUAUGGCGAGAUUGUUUGGGUUAAACUUGGCAUCUACAGGUGGUGGCCAGCAGAAAUUCUGUACCCCUCCCAGAUCCCUGACAACAUCUUGAACCUUCCCCAUGUGAGGGGUGAGUUUGCUGUCAGGUUCUUUGGGUCACAUGACCACUACUGGGUCAACCGAGGCCGCGUCUUCUUGUACCAGGACGGGGAUACUGCUGGAAAGCCAAACUACAAGAAGUCUGCAGUGGACAAUAUGUUUGAGAAAGCAGUCAAAGAGGCAAGUGAGGCUCAGAGAAGAUAUCUGGAGGAGAAGGCCAGUAGAGAUGCUGAGACUAGACCUGGCAUGAAGCCUCCAAACUAUGUGAAGCUGAAGACCAACAAACCUGUUGGCAAUGUCCGCACUAUGGACAUGAACCUGUCCAACCUGACGCCCUGCGAGUGUGAUCCUAACAGUGACAAUCCGUGCGCUCCGGACUCUGACUGUCUCAACAGAAUACUGAUGGUGGAAUGUCACCCGCAAGUGUGUCCAGCUGGAGAUAAGUGUUGCAAUCAGCUGUUUGAGAAGCGGCAAUAUCCUCCACUGCAGCCUUACCAUACUCAGGAGAGGGGUUGGGGGCUCAAGACUCUAGUGCCUCUCAAGAAAGGUGACUUUGUUAUUGAGUACGUGGGUGAAAUGAUUGAUGAGGAUGAAUACAAGAGAAGACUGGCAGAUAUGCACGAGAGAAAUGAAGACAACUUUUACUUCCUCACGAUUGACAAGGAUCGGAUGCUGGAUGCUGGGCCUAAGGGCAACGUUGCCAGAUUUAUGAAUCACUCAUGUCAGCCGAACUGUGAGACUCAGAAGUGGACAGUGAAUGGUGACACUCGUGUGGGACUAUUUGCUCUGUUUGACAUCGUAGCAGACACUGAGCUAGUCUUCAACUACAACCUAGAGAGUACGGGCAAUGACAAGAAGCCUUGCAUGUGUGGAGCACCCAACUGUAGUGGCUUCAUUGGUGUCAAAGCUAUCAAGCAAGAAAAAGAAGAAAAUAAAGAUAAAAAACCAGUGAAAAAGAAGAAAGCGGCCAAAGUCCGUGAUGGGAAGUGUUUCAUGUGUAAGAAAGAAGGAGAUCUGUUGCGAUGUGAUGGCAAACACUGCACAAAAGGCUACCACCUCAGCUGCCUAAACAAGAAACAGGCACCCCAAGGCUACUGGCUUUGUCCGUGGCACCAAUGCAACGUUUGCAACAAAGGCAGAGUGCGCCGAUGCUCUUUGUGUGUCAACUCCUACUGCCAGGAGCACGCUGAAGGAAACAUCAUUGAGGACCCUGACUCCAAGCAUCUUCUUUGCACUCAACACAAUAAGGACAAAGCUGUUGACAGCAUUGAUACGAAAGUUGCUAAAGAUGCCUCCCUUAUAAUAGAAGUGGAUGGAAACCUGAGUGAUAACUCCACCACAACAUCUAGUCUCAGUUCUGAUUCGACCAUCAACAACAACGUUCUGAAGCCACAAGAGACACCGAAGAUGAGGACACGCAGGUCCAAGAGCUUUGCAGAUGACAACGAGAGUGUCAAGAAAGUUAGCAGUAGGAGGAAACGUCCUUUGUCCGUUGAUGAAUUACUGAUAACUUCCCUUGAAAAGACUGAGGCCAAGAAUAAAGUAAGUUGUAAGCCUAAACCAAAAAUGUGCAUUGCUGAAAGUGUGGUCAAAGAGAUUAUAUAUGAGGUUAUCGAUCAUUUAAAUGAUAAACCGCUAGAUCAGUCUGACCAAGAAACAUAUAUGAAAAAUGACUUAAAUAAAUUAACUAAUAGCUUACCUGAAACUGUUGAGGCAAGAAAUGAUGUAGCAAGUAACUUGGAUAAAAGCAAACUUAAUAUUGUUAAAGCUAAUGAGGCUGAUCUUGAUACUGGAAAUGUCCAGAUAAGAAAUACUGAAGAACCAAAGACUAUAAAAAGUAACAAUGAAGCUUAUAUGGAAUGUAAAACAGAUGAUAAUAUUGAAGAUGCCAAUGAUAGUAGGAAUGUAAUGGAUAGUACAGAAACUGACCUCUUACAAAAUCAGGAAGGUUUUGAUUGUACAACUCCUUUACAAAUUGGCGAAAAUAAUCCUAAUUCAGAGUGUAAAGAAAAAGAAAACUGUGUCCAUAAUGGUCUGGUCGUUAAAAAUACAGAAGUCAAAAUUCCUUUCACCAAAAUUGAUGAUGAAAGUAGCAAAGAAGCAGAAGUAAAUGAUUCAAAAAUUGAAAGUUCAAAAACAGCAAUUGGUGCUGAUGAAAAUAUGGAUGACUUUGAACUUUCGUAUUCAGAAAACAGCACUGAUAAAUUAUUCAAAAGUGUCAACAACUCAGAGUCUUCAAUAGAAAUGAAAUUGACUGAUUGUGGGACCACAGAAGAUGAUGUUGUAGCAAGGAAACUAGAAGAAAUGCAUGAGACUAGAGAGAUGGUUAAUGGCAUUGAAAAAUCCAGUGUCAUGGAAGUUGCCUAGGUUCUCUUUUUAGGAUAUUUAAAGCAAAUCGAUAUAAGAUAUGCUAUUAUAUUACUUUGCCUUAAACCAUUUUAGUUUUAGGACUGUAUGAUGUUCAUUUGUAAGUUUGCCUGAAUAUUGGGUGACUGCAUUCACGGUGGACAUUUAUUACACAAAUUUUAGCUGAAAAAUUAUAUCUAUACAAGUGUUUUUUAAAUUGCUUGUAACUUUGUUGAAGUGACAUGCCCAGGUUAUUCUCAUAAUCUAUAAAGCACAUUUUACCAAUGAAAUUGAAGGUUUUUAAUUUAUCUGUUGUAUCACAGUUUUGUAGAUAGUUGCUUCCACAAACCUUUGUUUUAUGCCACUUUAUCAUCUAUAUUUUAGCGUAUGUUUAUGUAAAUAAUGUUUUCUUUGUGAAUGCUGUUCCAUUUAUAUAUUGUUUGUCAAUCCUUUGUUUAUCGUUAUUUCUCACAUAUGAUGACAUUCUGAGUGUUUAAGCUAACAAAAUUUAUUGCACAUUUAUUAGACUACAAAUUUUAAACACAAUUGAAAAAAGUUUGAUACUAUUUAUUUAGAAGAAUAUUUUAUAUUUCAAGUGUUUUCUUAACAAUUUUUAUGUGUAUGGAGGGUGCUGUCAACCUGCCUUACUAUUUUUAUAAAUAUAGAAGAUAAAUGUUACCUAUUAACAGCCAGUCUGUAGUAAUUUUCAUCGUCUAUGAACGAUGCAUGUUUAUUGUAUUAGAGGGUCUUUGUACACAAUAAAGCUAUUCAAAUUUUA
Molecule: messenger RNA, 6183 nt
Organism: Macrosteles quadrilineatus (aster leafhopper)
Lineage: Eukaryota; Metazoa; Arthropoda; Insecta; Hemiptera; Cicadellidae
Gene: NSD
Product: histone-lysine N-methyltransferase NSD2
Exons: 22
Coding region: 414-5426 (1670 amino acids)
Biological process (GO): regulation of DNA-templated transcription
Cellular component (GO): chromatin; nucleus
Molecular function (GO): histone H3K36 methyltransferase activity; protein binding
Source: RefSeq, a predicted model, not a curated record